ACUGGAGGGAACCUACAGAGUUUAUACACCGAAUCCAAACAGUGUUGUGCGAAAUUCAUAUUAGUCACUUAGAACUUCACAAAUAUCUUCUGCGUAUUUCAAUCAGUCCCGGAUUAUAAACUAGUAGAGACCAUUCACUACACGGAAUUUAUCAUUGUGAUUCCGUCGAUAAAAUUGAUUUUCUUUCUACCAAAAGAAGGAGAAAAUGUAAAUGCAAUCAUAUAAUCAGACAUCAUCGUCCUUUGCACCAUGAUAUGCCUAAUGUUAUAAUCCGAAUGAUCAGCUGAUCUUAUUCGUAAUGGCUACACAUUUGUAAUUUCCCAGCAGACGACAUCGAUCAGUUAACGUACAUACGCGUACUUUAGAGUCGUAUUUUUUUUUUUCGUAUUGACCAGAAUUGACAGCGAAGAAAGGAAAAAACAGACAAAAUUGAAGAACAAAACUCAUGGCAGAUAAUGAACUGGUCAAGUCGAACAGCUGGAUCUGGGGAUGGUUUAGUUGGUCUGCAUCAUCAUCAACGAUGUUGCGAGCAGCUGAGAAGAAAAUUCUAUCGUGUUUAAAAACAGCUUACCGUGGUUGGUAUGUGGAUAUCGGACCAGUGGUGGGUACCGCAGACAAGAUAUGGACCAUAUCAUUGAAUGAGGAAUCCCCAAAAACACCAAUUGUUUUACUUCAUGGUUUAGGUGCUGGAGUAGCAUUAUGGUGCUUAAAUUUAGAUACUCUUGCAUCACAAAGGCCAGUUUAUGCUAUUGACAUUCUCGGCUUUGGUAGAAGCAGUCGACCUGUGUUUAGCAGCAAGGCUCAGGAAGCUGAAAACCAGUUAGUACAAUCUGUCGAAGAAUGGCGACGAGAAAUGCAAUUAGAGAAAUUCGUACUGCUUGGCCAUUCCAUGGGAGGUUUUCUUGCUGCUUCCUAUGCUAUACAAUACCCAGAAAGGGUAAAACAUCUUAUACUAGCGGAUCCAUGGGGUUUUCCGGAGAAACCAGCAGAUGCAGUAUCGAGGGUGCAUAUUCCGCUUUGGGUAAAGGCUAUUGCAUACUUAGUGCAGCCUUUGAAUCCUUUAUGGGCAGUCAGAGUAGCUGGACCCUUUGGACAAUGGCUAAUAGAAACGACACGACCAGACAUUGUCAAGAAAUUUGCUCCCUUACUAAAAGACGAUGUGAGCAUAAUUUCUCAAUAUAUACAUCAGUGUAAUGCACAAACCCCAUCUGGCGAGAGUGCAUUUCACGCGAUGAUGCAGGGUUUCGGUUGGGCUAAAAACCCCAUCGUUAAGAGGAUGGACAAAUUAAAUCAGGACAUUCCAAUAACUCUAUUAUAUGGUAGCCGAUCCUGGGUCGACAAUACGGCCGGUGAGACUAUAAAGCAAACCAGGUCGUCGUCAUACGUUCAUGUACAGGUGAUUACGGGUGCUGGACAUCACGUUUAUGCUGAUAAAAGUGACACGUUUAAUAAACACGUAGUGGAUGCGUGUACCUUGAGCGAUUCCAUAUCAAAUCUAACGUCCUCCAAUAUUCGUCCCUCGCAAAAAAGCAUUACGGAAAGUAAUUCCGUACAGCCGGAUGAUGAAGAUGAACCCAGGGGAAUAAAUGAACAAGGAAUAGAUACAUCACGACCGAGAUCAUGUUGACGAAGUAGUAAUUCCUUUUAUUUCUGAAUUCGAACGUUUACAGUGUUGCGUAUGGCACCUCUAUAAUCUUCUGUCUGCUACGCAAUACAUAAGCAUUAUUCAGCAGAAACAGCACUGAGAAAGUAAACAUAUUUUAUUGGUGAAAUUUUACAAUGGUUGCAAGAUUUACGAUCAAAUGACUAAUCAAAUACUCUUGCUUCCUAAUCGCUGUUGACAUUGAACACAAUCAUAUAGUAUGGAUUUCAACGCGUCGAUUAAUAAGUUGUAGAGUUUAAGGCAAUCGAAUAAUGCAUAUAAGUUUUAUAUAGAGCAAGAGUGAAUUAAAGAGCUUAGUGAAAGAGUAUUUUUCAAGCAAUCGAAAAUUUAAAAAACGCGUACAUACUCCAUGAUCUAUAGUAAAAUAUUUGAUGGGGAAGUAAGCCAGCGCUAAAAGUUCUUUUUACAAUAUAAAUGUCGAACGAAAAUUUAAAAAAUACUGAAGAAAAGUGAAAAUUAACCCUUUCGUUACGGCGGUCCGCUCCGUUAGACUGACGCCACUGAACGGGGCACCGCGCCGCAAAGUGUGCACCUUGUACAUCAUUAGUCUUCGGUGUUCGCACUCACGUCUUUCAACGACUAUAGUCGGCACUUCUAACGAAAGGUUUAAGUAUGAAGCAAUAUUUUAUACUAAAAUGUUCCUUUUUUGUUUAAUUAGUCUAAACAUUUUUCCCUGGAAGCUAUAUUCUGUUUGAAGAUGAUCGGUAAUUACAAACAGAGAAAUUUACAGUUAAUUUUGAUCACCAAGAUUUUCAGAUUUUGAUACUCUUUGGCUUAUCCAUUAUGCCUAUAUUUAUUUUUAAGUGAUUGAGGGCAUAAAAUAGUUUGCUGUCAUUGUAAAUCAAAAAUAAGAAACUUAGAUUAAAUUCCAGUGUUGUCUU
Molecule: messenger RNA, 2544 nt
Organism: Cephus cinctus (wheat stem sawfly)
Lineage: Eukaryota; Metazoa; Arthropoda; Insecta; Hymenoptera; Cephidae
Gene: puml
Product: protein ABHD4
Exons: 7
Coding region: 446-1627 (393 amino acids)
Cellular component (GO): lipid droplet
Source: RefSeq, a predicted model, not a curated record